AUGCAUACUUCAACUAUUUUCGACCAAACUGAUCGCACCGGAACCGCCCGCUACGACGGCGCCGACCCCGAUGAAUAUUUAAGUGACUCAAGCAGUUGUACUGAUAAUAGAUCCGACUUAGGGUCAGAUGAUUAUAAUGACUAUGAGUCUAAUUAUGAGUCGGAUAAUGAAGAAGCUCCCUGCGCUUCAACCAGCAAUCAAGACUCCAUUGGUUCAACCACCAAAUGGUCUAGUUUAUAUAAUGCUUAUGACCGGGAUGAAGUGGAAGAUAAAUUGGUUAUCAAAAUCGACCAAGAUGGUGAUCGAUCCCCAACGUUUUCCGUUGCAGAUGAUAUUUCUGAAGUAUACGGCUUGCCUGGGAUUCAUGAAUGUAUUAACGGUCAAAACCCUUUAAGAGCCGUAAUCGAUAUAGAUGCUUUACAAGAAGAUAUGGAAGCAAAUGGUGUUAAGGCACAAGAAGUAUUCAUUCGAAUCUGUUUAUCUUUCAUAAGAGCUUUGUAUCGAAUUCUUGAUUGUAGCUGGGAAGAUAUUCUCAGGGGAUUGAAGUCGCAGUACAGACUCACUAACCUUCAAAUUCAAUACAUUAUAGAUCGAGUGAACUUAACUGUCACCAAUAAAACCGUGAACAAUGUUUACGAUCAGAGUCAUGUGACUUCGGAAAUGAUCACUAGUGACACAACUGCUCCGAUCACACUGCUGAGCAUGGGUCAUAUAACUAGCGAAAAAAUCGUAAAUGCAUCUCAAACCACACCAGCUGAAGUACCAGCAUUCUCUCAGCCAAAUGCUUCACCAGAAAUGAUUUCAUCAGACAUGUUUCAAGCAAGUGUAUCAUCUGCAUCCCAAUCUAAGCCAGCUUAUGAUCAUUCCUAUUUUCGCAACAAGAUAUUGGAUCAAUAUCCUAAUAUAUAUAGAGAAUGUAGUAGUGAAAAUUUCGAUUAUUAUGGGAUUACUGAUGAGAUGUCAUGCGGGGACUAUAUCUGCCCACUAUGCAAAUUAGGUCAUGAUGAUGAAGAAAUAGAAGGUAGGUAUAAAGCAGGAUCUUACUUUAUUAAAUGUGAACAGCGUGAAAUUGAGAUAGUUGCGUAG
Messenger RNA from Ambispora gerdemannii, 1086 nucleotides. Lineage: Eukaryota; Fungi; Glomeromycota; Glomeromycetes; Archaeosporales; Ambisporaceae. The record is from the annotation of a GenBank genome assembly.